ACUACUGGGAGCCUGUUCCAAGUACGAGUGGUUGGAAGCUCUGCAAAGUGCACCUAUCUUUCUCCUCAGGACAGCUGGCCUCUCUACCAUCCAGCUGUGGACAGAGCACUGCAUUUUGGUGGUCCGGGUGGUCCUGCUCAUGUGAAACUGGUGGUUGAGUGGGAUGUGGACUCCAAAGAACGUUUGUUUGGCAACAUCCAGGAGGAAGUGGUUGAGGAUGCAGAAAGUGUGAGGCUGAAGCAGCAGCUCCAUCAACAGCAGCCCAGCUGCACUCUGGAUGAAUGUUUCCAGCUUUACACCAAGGAAGAACAGCUGGCCCCUGAUGAUGCUUGGCGCUGCCCCCACUGUCAGGUGCUUCAGCAAGGCACUGUGAAGCUCAGUCUGUGGACACUUCCUGAUAUCCUCAUCAUCCACCUGAAGCGCUUCCGGCAAGUGGGCGGACAGCGCCAUAAACUCACCACAGUUGUGCACUUCCCUUUGUGGGGGCUUGACAUGGCUCCCCAUGUGGACAAGCGCUGUCGUGGCAGCAAGUGGGGGCCCUGGAAGCACACCAACCCAGAAAGCAGUCAGUGUAACUUCCUGUAUGACCUCUAUGCCGUCUGCAAUCACCAUGGCAGCCUGCAGGGCGGGCAUUAUACAGCCUACUGCCGCAAUGCCUUGGAUGGUCACUGGUACAGCUAUGAUGACAGCACUGUGGAACCAAUAAUGGAGGAUGAAGUCAGCACGCGAGCUGCCUACAUUCUCUUCUACCAGAGACGCAGUUUGACUCCAGGCUGGUCUGGAGGAAGCUCUCUUAGAGGUUCUACUAGCUGCUCCGUUUCUGAACACUGGCUGGCCCGGCUUGGGGGAAGCAACAAGCGUGAGAGCCUGGUGUCCUGGAGCUCUGCAACAUAUCCAUCACUGCCCAAAAUGUCUAACUCACCCUCCCUUACCAGUCCUGGCCUCAUGCAUAAGAAAGGUGGCUUUGACUCACGGCCCCUUGUGAGGGGUGUCCAGGGAAGGAGUGUCAGCCUGAAAGCAUCCCCCAGCAAGAUCAAACUGGGAGUCCCAAAGCCCUUGCCCUUGCGUUGGUCCUUCACCUCCAAAGAUUGGCCAGCGCAGCCCUCUGGGGAAUUGGUAGAAUAUUUGGAGUCUGGCCGCAGACCUCAAUUCACUAACAGAUCCAUUCUUCCUCUUAUGACCAAGGAAGUGGAGGACAGUGGGCUGUCAGUCACCAAAGCCAAGCUGAAUCCUGUACUGACAGGAAUGGGCACCACUGGGAGUGCUGGCAAAGUACCCACUGCUGUAGAAAACCCUAGCAUCCUGAAGAGGACAGGGAAGCCAAAGGAGGAUGUAGGUGAGCAGCCACGGACACCCAAGAAACUGGUGCUUUCUCUCAGCAUGGUACUUCCAGCAAAAGAUGAGGAACCUAAAGGCAAAGCGAGCAUCAAUGGGAUCUUGCACACUGGGACAAACAUGCCCCUAUCCAGCUAUCAAUCCAAGGACAGAGGGGCCCAAGACCAAAAGGUCAUGCCUUGUGUUGGGGACAGGGAGCCUGUGGGUGAGAGACAAACAGAGGGGAAGCUGGCUCUCUUUAAGACUGGCUUCCUCCGAAGGGACCCCAAGCAACAUAGUAAGUCUGACAGACAUGGCACAUUGACACGGACCAUGGGCUUCUCCCAGGCAUCGCUACCCAAUGGCACUUUGAAUUCCAUCACUGGAGGCAGGGCAAGCAGUGUGCUAGGCCGUAGCUUGACAGAAGGGCUGCCCAAUGGGCGGAUUUGCCAUUCUGAGUUGGACAUCAAGCGUGCUCAGAGCUCCUGCAGCAGCAAAGGGAAGAAUGACUGGGUCUUGAGCAGGUCAACCUCCUUAGGUAAAACAACCUGUAGUGUUCCUUUGCAGGGUUAUACACAACCACUAGCUCUAGAUGGAGUUUCUUGUGGCACUCUCCAGCAGGCAAGGUACCAGACAGCAUCCCUGGGCAGGAGGACAGCUGUACCAGAAUCCAGCUUCUGAACUUCCCUGUGGUUACAGCUGGAGGUACCAAGAGUGCCAGUUCUUGGUGCUUAUAGGGUCUCAGGGCCUUGGGGUAAGAUCUGUCAAUUGCUAGGAGGCUUGACUGGUGCUUUUCUCAUGGGGAAGAGGCUUCUCCCAAUCAAGAGCUGUCAUAUUCAAUGGGUGCUGAAGAACAUCUUUGCCUUGCCAGGGAAUGUGGGUGAAAUGGGGACCUUGUGGUCUAUGGGGUUAGAAUGAGAAAGAGAGAAGUCAUAUGGAGAGUCUUAGAGUUAAAGUAUUUAUUGUGUACAGAGAAAUAAUUUUACUGAUGCUAAUGAGAGGAUGUGCUGUUCUGUGACAGCCAUUAUUUUGGUAUCUGGUUAUGGGAAAGGGAAUACUACA
Messenger RNA from Gekko japonicus, 2376 nucleotides. Its product is annotated as ubiquitin carboxyl-terminal hydrolase 43-like. The transcript has 7 exons. The record is from RefSeq and is a predicted model, not a curated record. Gene Ontology annotation, molecular function: cysteine-type deubiquitinase activity. The annotation marks the transcript as partial. NCBI's taxonomy places the organism in Eukaryota, Metazoa, Chordata, Lepidosauria, Squamata, Gekkonidae. Gene Ontology annotation, biological process: protein deubiquitination.